CUGUAGGAGAAGCUACAGAAUUUGUUGCAGUUUGCUCUGAAACAGUGAAUUUCCGCACGAUGCCGAAGUAUUACUGUGACUAUUGUGACACCUACCUCACGCACGAUUCGCCCAGCGUCCGGAAGACACACUGCACCGGCCGCAAGCACAAAGAUAAUGUGAAAUUCUACUACCAGAAAUGGAUGGAGGAACAGGCGCAGCAUCUCAUCGAUGCGACAACGGCAGCGUACAAAGCUGGCAAGAUUGCCUCGAACCCGUUCACUACUGGGCCACCGAAACCAAACAUUUCCAUUCCGCCGCCGACGAUGAACAUGCCGCCCCGGCCAGGCAUCAUUCCCGGCAUGCCGGCAGGCGCACCGCCCCUACUGAUGGGACCGAACGGACCACUGCCGCCACCGAUGAUGGGAAUGCGUCCUCCGCCGAUGAUGGUACCGACGAUGGGUAUGCCACCGAUGGGAUUAGGGAUGCGACCCCCGGUAAUGAGUACCGCACCGCCACAGCUUAACCAGAAAAGCUAAGCCUUGAUUUAUGGCCGUAUUUACUACGUUCUUCUUCCGUAAGGUUUAUUUGUGUAUCAUUAGAAAAUACGAAAAUAUAACAAAUAUGUGUGCAGAUAA
Anopheles moucheti is the source of this 617-nucleotide messenger RNA. It is a transcript of the gene snRNP-U1-C, whose product is annotated as U1 small nuclear ribonucleoprotein C. Bases 60 to 518 code for a protein of 152 amino acids. Gene Ontology annotation, molecular function: pre-mRNA 5'-splice site binding; zinc ion binding. Lineage: Eukaryota; Metazoa; Arthropoda; Insecta; Diptera; Culicidae. The record is from RefSeq and is a predicted model, not a curated record. Gene Ontology annotation, biological process: spliceosomal snRNP assembly; mRNA splicing, via spliceosome; mRNA 5'-splice site recognition. Gene Ontology annotation, cellular component: nucleus; U1 snRNP. The transcript has a single exon.